ACCAAAUUCUAAUUACAAUCCAUAAGGCCAUCUCCCCCUCCACAAACAACUAUAUUCUUUCAAGAAAAAAGUGUGGAUUAUAAAGAUGUUGACAAACCCUUUGGUGGAAAAUACUACGGGAAAAACAGCAUCAGACAACACCGAUCAGACAACGGUUUGUCCGGGCAAAAAUAUUAGUAGUACUAGUCAUGCUUCUUUGGCUUACAAAGAGUUGAAGUGCAUAUCCAGCAUUUCUCUUCCCAUGAUGCUGACAGGGCUGAUUCUGUACUCAAGGUCCAUGAUCUCGAUGAUCUUCCUCGGCCGCCUUGGCGAGCUUUCACUGGCUGGCGGCGCCUUAGCUAUCGGAUUUGCUAAUAUCACAGGGUACUCGAUUCUGUCAGGGCUGGCCAUGGGAAUGGAGCCUAUUUGUGGCCAGGCUUUCGGAGCCAAAAGAUUUAAACUUCUUGGCCUCGUCAUGCAAAGAACAAUUCUUUUACUCCUUCUCGUCUCGAUUCCAAUUGCCUUUCUCUGGUGUAACAUGAAGAAAAUCUUGAUAUUUUGCGGCCAAGAAGAUGAAAUCGCAACACAAGCUCAAUUAUACAUUUUUUACUCCCUUCCUGAUUUAUUUGCUCAGUGUCUUCUUCACCCUUUACGUAUAUAUCUCCGGUCACAGUCCAUAACGUUACCAUUAACCUUCUGUGCAACUCUGUCAAUCAUUCUCCACAUACCGAUCAAUUACUUUCUUGUUUCAGUCCUAAAUCUUGGUAUCAAAGGCGUUGCCCUUAGCGGGGUCUGGACAAAUUUCAACCUUGUCGGAUCACUGAUCGUGUAUAUUAUGGUCUCCGGGGUCUACAAUAAAACAUGGGGAGGCAUUACCACAGAAUGCAUAAAGGAAUGGAAGCCUUUGCUAAACUUAGCCAUUCCCAGCUGCAUUUCGGUAUGUCUCGAAUGGUGGUGGUACGAAAUCAUGAUUUUAUUAUGCGGAUUAUUGAUAAAUCCGCGAGCAACCGUGGCUUCCAUGGGAAUUUUGAUUCAGACCACCUCUUUAAUCUACAUUUUCCCAUCUUCACUAAGCUUUGGUGUAUCGACAAGAGUUGGAAACGAACUCGGGGCAAAUCAGCCUAAAAAGGCCAAACUCGCGACAAUAGUAGGCCUUGCCUCAAGUUUCACACUCGGGUUCUCAGCGUUAUUUUUUGCAAUUAUGGUGAGAAAUGUCUGGGCCAAAAUGUUCACUCUUGACGCGGAUAUAAUUGCUCUGACAUCGAUGGUUCUGCCAAUAAUCGGGCUCUGUGAGCUAGGAAACUGCCCGCAGACAACAGGGUGCGGUGUCCUGAGAGGAACGGCUCGGCCCAAGCUAGGUGCAAAUAUUAAUCUAGGCUGCUUUUAUUUGGUAGGAAUGCCUGUGGCAUUGUGGCUAGGAUUCUACGCAGGGCUGGAUUUCAGAGGAUUGUGGCUCGGGCUCUUAGCAGCUCAGGGCUCGUGUGUCGUGGCCAUGUUUAUCAUCAUUAGCCGAACCGACUGGGACCAUCAAGCCCGGAGAGCUCAAGAGCUGACAGGAUCCACAGAUGUUGAUGAUCCUGCAGAGGAUGAAACAGUACUUGUAGAUGACCAGAGUAAAGCAAAUUUGAAACAGAAUGUCAAUGUAAAAAAUGAUAGUCCAUUUAAUUUAGUUUAGUUCUUUAAUUUAGAUUUUUAGGUUCAUUAACUUUAUUCGUAAAGAUUGUAUUCAUAUGAUAUUUUGAUAUAGAUUUUUUGAAACACUUUUAUUUUUCA
Molecule: messenger RNA, 1752 nt
Organism: Daucus carota subsp. sativus
Lineage: Eukaryota; Viridiplantae; Streptophyta; Magnoliopsida; Apiales; Apiaceae
Product: protein DETOXIFICATION 49
Exons: 1
Coding region: 86-1654 (522 amino acids)
Biological process (GO): xenobiotic detoxification by transmembrane export across the plasma membrane
Cellular component (GO): membrane
Molecular function (GO): xenobiotic transmembrane transporter activity; antiporter activity
Source: RefSeq, a predicted model, not a curated record